Messenger RNA from Drosophila mauritiana, 3140 nucleotides. RefSeq lists its product as uncharacterized. The record is from RefSeq and is a predicted model, not a curated record. Bases 1 to 2178 code for a protein of 725 amino acids. NCBI's taxonomy places the organism in Eukaryota, Metazoa, Arthropoda, Insecta, Diptera, Drosophilidae. The transcript has 3 exons.
AUGACGAAAAUUAAAUAUGAACUUGUUCCAAGUGAGGAGCAAGAACCAAACGAAAUGAAAAAACCUUUAAAUUGUAUAGUGAAAAUAUUAUUUGUUGUCUUGGCGCUUUUUACCCUGGUCAUUUAUACCUUGAGCGGCGCAAAUAAUUCGCUGAAGAGCAAUGCAGAUCCAUUUUCCCCUUGGAAAUCCAUGAGACUCCCUCUGGGUUGGAUCAAUAAUCCUGGCGAUCUGUCGAGUCCUUUGGAUGCUAAGCAUAAAACUCGUAGUCUGAGUACGGUGAAACAGACAGAGUCUACCGAAGCAACCUAUAGUAAAGUAACAGGAACUGAGAGCACCACCGAGGAUCAAGCCGAGAUAACUACCAUAGCCCACACGGAUGAAGUCGUAGAAAGUAGCACUUCAUCACCAGCUAUUGGAGCACCAAAAACAGAGACUUUAUAUGCACUGGAAGAAAAUGGAAAGAAAUACUUCGUCAAUAGCCCGCAGUGCCAAAUGAGCCACCCAAAUCCCUUUGCCAGCAACAUCCAGCACAUCUACAAGAAACAUUCCUAUAUAGUGUGUGAUAAAAGUCGCGAUAUGAUCACAGUGAACUACAAUGUAACGGACAGCACGUACAGGCUGCACAAGAACGAAAACUCCAGCUGCUGCUUCAAGCAGAUCCUUCGAGCAGGAACUUCAGCCAAUGCGGAUCAUAAGUACAAGCUGGGUCCUUGCGUUGAAUUUCAGCAGGACUUCUUGGUGCCAACAGAAGUCAGCGCCAUGAUCACCUACUGCCGUCGGCCUCCAUUCGAUAAGGUGUCGCAAAAGGAUGCCUUCAGUUUUGUGCAUCCGCGGAAGGAUCAGAUCAAAAAUCCCACAACGCUGCAUAGAAGAAGGCCCAGCGUUUUGCUGUGGGGCAUUGAUUCCAUUUCCCGAAUGAAUCUUGAGCUUACGAUGCCCCGGAUGUUCGAGUACUUGAACAAUCAACAUUGGUUCGAGCUUCAGGGAUAUAAUAAGAUGGGCGACAAUACGUUUCCGAAUCUGAUGGCGGUUCUCACGGGAUUUAACAAGACCUACGCGAACGCACGUUGCCAUCCUGAAAAGGUGCGUGGCCUGGAUGCCUGUCCGUUUAUUUGGAAGGACUUCAAGGACAAGGGAUACACAACGGCCUUCGCCGAGGACUGGAGCAAGUUCUCCACGUUUGACUACUCUAGCAGGGGAUUCUUCAAUCCUCCGACGGACGUGUACGGCAGACCACUGGUCCUGGCCGUGGAGAAGGAGCUAACGACGUUUCAGCGGGGUCAGAUGCCCUACUGCUUGGGCCGCAAGCCGGCUUCCGAGUACAUCUAUGACAUGGGCGUGCAGUUCACCAUGGUCAACCGGAACAGCACCUUCUUCGGCAUGUUCUGGACCAACACAUUCAGCCACAACGACUUCUCUAUGCCCUCAGCCAUGGAUGAGAGGAUGGUGAAGUACAUGCGGACGUUGGACAAGAACGGCAUAAUGGAUAACACCAUCAUCAUCUUCUUCAGCGAUCAUGGAACCAGGUUUGGACCAUUGAGGAAUUUGGACAGCGGUUUCGUGGAAGAACGCUUGCCCUUCAUAUAUAUCCGUGUGCCGCGUUGGAUUCGUGAGAAGUACCCGAAGCUGCUGCGCAACCUACAGAUGAACAAGAAUCGCCUCACGUCGCCAUACGAUAUCCAUGCUACCCUGAGGCACAUCCUGGAGCUGGACACUCCCAAGGAUAAGCUACCUCGUCCCGAUGGCUGCUCCAGCUGUCACAGCGUUUUCGAGGAGGUGGACUGGUCGAGGAAUUGCUCACAGGCCGGGAUCGAGGAGCACUGGUGCGCGUGCAACAGCUUCUCCGAUGUGCCCACAACGGAUCCCAGCGCCAGGAGCAUGUCCACCCAGCUGGUGGAGGCCAUCAACAAGUAUGUGGCCAGCAAAAAAGGAACGGAACGAUGCAGCCGCUUGAAGCUAAACCGAAUAUCCUCAGUCCAGAGAAGAGGAAGCUCCAAUCGGUAUCUCAUCCAACUGAAGGCCCAGCCGGGUGAUGCCCUAUUCGAGGCCACCGUGGAUUGGGAUGCCAGUGCCCAAAGGAUUCCCGCUCAGAUGCCCAGCAUCAGUCGGUUGGACACGUACGCCGCAAAGUCAAGAUGCUCGUCGGUUAAGGAGACUAAAAAGUACUGCAUCUGCUGAGUUCCAACUGCAAACUCCGGACAACCGCAAGACCGCACAAAAAAGGACUCGCUACUGCAAUCUUUCGGAUCUCGGAGCCUUUGUUCUCCGGAGCAAUGGAAUCUUAUCACUGGGGUGGAUCUGUGGCCGGAUGGUUAGUUGCUGGCAACUACUACUUUUGGCAAACGUAAUUGCAGCUCGGCAAAUUGUGCGAAUGGAAAAUUAGUUGACAAUUACAUGACAAUUGGCAGAUACUCGGGUAAUUGUCGAGUGAUUAGAAAAAGAUACUGGCUCUAAUUAACCCAAAUCUUUGUAAAUAUUUUUUAAGCCAGUUGUAACAGCCGCUUACGCAAUAUAAGUUGUAUCUACAAUCCAAAUUAUUUCUGCACAGUUUGCUUUCUAUUAUGAGGAGGGAAAACGUUUAAUACAUAUUAAACAUAAAUGCAGACAAAGAACGAAUCCUAGAUAGUCUUAACAUAUGUACUUAUAUAUGUAUCGGGUAUUUCGAUUCGAUAAAAAAGUUAAAAAUUUAUCGCUUUAAGAGCGGCAGAGAGUUUGAACUUGAGAAAAUAGGCUAGUCUAAAACUAGGGGAAUAUAAUAUCUAGUUAGUCUACUUGGCACAGAAAAGUAUAGCCGACUAACUGAAAAUAUCACCUGGAAAACCUAUUCAAUCGAGAUUCCCACCUAGUAGUCAAUGAAUGACUAACAGUGGCAUGUGUUUUACCAAUUCGGUGGUUGUCAUAUGAUUUUUUGAAGACCUCCUAUCAUAAAUGAAGUAAGCUUCUAAAGAUUAGUGGUUUUUAAAGGUGCUACGAACGGGGAGUGAUGACUUUUUCAAAAACUUAUAACUUUAAUCGGUUGCAUUCAAUUUGUUACCCAUUUGUGGAUAGGAAUUUCUAUGCAUGGGGUAAACUAAGAGUUUCUAAAGUAAAUAUUAAGUUAAGUUAAUUUAAAUAAAUUCAAAAGAGGUUUGCAUAUGGAU